This is a messenger RNA of Oryzias melastigma (Indian medaka), 4138 nucleotides long. RefSeq names its product platelet endothelial cell adhesion molecule (gene pecam1b). The record is from RefSeq and is a predicted model, not a curated record. Gene Ontology annotation, molecular function: transmembrane signaling receptor activity. Bases 998 to 3079 code for a protein of 693 amino acids. NCBI's taxonomy places the organism in Eukaryota, Metazoa, Chordata, Actinopteri, Beloniformes, Adrianichthyidae. Gene Ontology annotation, biological process: cell surface receptor signaling pathway. The transcript is spliced from 12 exons.
UUAGAUUUAAGGACCAAAGUCCCGUUUUCACACUGCUGCUAAACACUGACACAACUUUAUAACUACCUGGAGAAAUGUGGAGUUCAGUACCUCCCUCAAGGACACUUUCACAUACGGGCAAAAACCAGAGGUCGACCACUGCACCAUAGCUGCCAACAAGGUGUGGUUUUCAGUUAGGGUAAAGCAAAAAGAGCUAAAGAAUGCCACUGUAGACACAUUAAGAGGUUAUUGGCUGGUUAGUUUGAUCCUUUAAUGUAUAAAUUUUUCAUUUAUUAAUGUGUCCUGCUUUGCAGAUUUCAAUAAUCACACUCCAAAACAAAUAUGAGCAAAAACAACAGAUUUACCAGCGGUUUUUUUUCUAGAAUAUAGUUUUUCCUGUAAAAAAAAUGAUCUACCUACCACUAUUUAUAAGUCAAUUUUAAAUGAUUUAUUAGUUUAAUAAAAAUUGUCUUGAAAUUCCAAAAAUAAUUCAUUUUUGGACUAUUUAUUUUUUAGUAUUCUAAUAAUUUUCCCUUAGAUUCAGAUGAGUUUUUAUCUGAUGGUUUUUUUUUCUGCUCCGCCCUCUUGUAUCUACUCAUGAAACUGACAGAGGGGAGUCCCCCUGGCACCUCCACGCCUCCUUUAGGAGCUCAGAUUGAAACUGUUGUCAGGAAAGGCUCAAAGAAUGCUCCUCUUUUCACCUGCGGAGGCCCGGGUCAGAGGUCAAAGGCCUGAGCGCUGCAGCCCGACUUUUCUGUGAGCGCCGUUCCGUACGCACAGCCUGCAGAGGAGGUCCGAAGAGAACAUUCCACACCAGCACCGAGCCGGCCCGAACAUCCUCAGGAAACAACACUCACUUCCUGUCAAAUUAAGCCAAGCUGAUGGCUGCUCGCUGUGAUAACCGCCACGCUGGUGCCCGCUCCCGCCCUCCCAUCCACACAUAAACCCCCCCUCCACCAGGCAGCGUGUCACACAGUCGUCGCCCUCCAGGACAGCCAGCAUCAGCUUUCCUCUGAGGAUGGGUCUCCUGCUGCUGCUCGCCUCCACGCUGCUGUGCAGCUGUAUCCAGUCUGGGAUUGUGGCGAGCCAAGAUAGAUCGUUCACCAUCUCAUCUGUCACCCUGACCAUUGAGCCCAGAAACGAGGUUCCACGGAACACCAACGUGACUUUGAGGUGCCAAGCCAAAGUCCUCACCAAGGAUAAUUUUCCUUUAACUCGAAAAUACAUCAUUUACAAAGAAGACAGAGCAGUCCACACCGAGACCACCGAGUCCUCUGAUGAUAUCCUGUACCGGCUGCCUGAGGCCAGAGUCUCCAACAACGGCAAAUACAGAUGCAAGUUAACCAUUGAGGGGAAAAACAUGAGCAGUCAACCAAUAAAGCUUGAAGUCACGGGUGUGUCGAAGCCGAUUUUCCACCUUAACAAGAAUAACCUCACGGAGGGAGAUAGGGUAACGGCCACGUGUUCUGCGCCUGGGGAGUCCGGCGUCUUCGGGUUCUACUUCUAUGAUGACUCUGUGGAACUCACUGAUGUUCAGACCAGGUCCAAUAGUGCACAGUCCAUGCUGCACUUCAGUACUUUGGGUCUCCACAGACUUCACUGUUUCUACACCGUCGAUAAUAUGCCACUCGCCGUCAAAUCCGAGGAAAGCAACAAAGUCACCGUCACAGUCAGAGAGCUUUCCAUCAGGCCAGUUCUGGAGAUUUCCCCUGAGAACAACGUCUAUGAAGGAGAUCCUCUGAUCAUAUCGUGCAGAGUCGAACCCUCAGAGCACAUCUUUGGAAAUAUUGAGGUCUACCUGAGCCAGGACGGCAACUCCCGAUGGCUCAGCAUGGGGAAGAUGGACACCGAAUACAGCAUGACCGCGACAAGCCCGCUGCUCACCUUUGAGUGCAUGAUGACUCUGGAGAAUUUGAAAAAAAGUGAAAGAAAGAACGUGACCGUGAUUGAGCUGUUCUCCACGCCCAUCCUCACAAUGUCCCCAGCUGAAGUCUUUCAAAAAGAGCCCUUGACACUGACCUGCAAAAGUGAAAUUGUCGCCUCGGAAAAGCUUAAGAGAGCAGAUCUGAGCUACCACCUUUCUUCAAAUGAAAGCUUUGUCUCCAGUGGAAGUGGAGUGUUUCAUGUCACCGCCCUGGAAAAAGACUACACAUGUAUCGCUCAAGCAAGAGGCAUCAGGAAAGCCAGUAAAACCCUCACCGUUCAUCCUAAAGUUGCUGUUUCACUUCCAAACAUCUCCAACCAGAGCAAGCCGAUCUUGGGACAGCUCUUUUACAUCGUCUGUCGGUCGGACGUGGGCAGCCUCCCCAUCACAUACAUUCUGUACAAUCAUUCUACAAAACUGGAUACAAGGGUCAUCCGCCUGCCCAAUCAAACAGCUCUUUUCCCAGUCGUCAUCUCCAGCGCCAAAGAACAGGGAAGAUACAAAUGUGAGGCGCAAAACGGCGGAAGGAGGAUCCAGAGUGAAGAGCUGGUUAUAAACGCCAUAGUGCCUUUGAGCAGUCCGACUCUAACUACCGUCCCCGACCUGUCAGACAUCUCAGAAGGAGGCCAUCUUAACCUCAUAUGUGCGGUCAACGGCAGUCCUCCCGUCACCUUCAAGUGGUUCCGUGAGGGGGACUUACAACCCCUCAGUACCAAUACCUCCACAAAUCCAUUCAAGGAUUACGAGAUCCCCGUGGUUUCCAAUCAGCACAGCGGCUCGUACUACUGUGAGGCGUAUAACCAGGCUGACAACAAAGUCGAAAGCAAAUCCAUUUACAUCAACGUCCGCAUGGCGCCGUGGAAGAAGGCCAUGAUCUGGGGGAUCGUGUUUCUGGUCAUCCUCCUGGUGCUGAUCGCCAGCUGUGUGCUUCUGUACAGAUCCAAGCGAGGCAAACGAGAAAGAGCUCCUGAGUUGUCAGUAAAGCCUUCAAGCCCUAAAUCAGAUGACUCUCUAACAGUGACUCUAACUCACGGCACAGAGGUUUAUAAGUCAGACGCAGCGGCGUUCUUUGAUGACAAGGAGGGGAGAGCGACCAAUGGGGCGCGAGGUAGCUUGGCGUCGCUACCUGCUGACUUCAGCAACAGGAGCAGCUACAGCAUUCCAGCGACAGUUUAAAGAGCAGACAUUGGGAAGGGCGGUCACUUUCUGGUUUUUGUGGGAAAAGGAAGCUCUAAGAAAAGAGUUCUCAAGAGGACACAAACUGGUGAUCAUACAGAACACCGCAGACUUUUUGUUUUCCCAGUAAAAAUGACCUUUUUGUUGGUUUUCACGAGCAGAGCCCACUGCUCCCUCUCCCCUCCACUCACAGGCUUUUCUUUACAUUACAGCAUGAGGAUGUCUUCGUCAUGUAUUUGCUUUGUAUGAAAUCUCUAUCUUCAUAGUCCGUCUGCCGAUCUUGAUUUGUACAUAUCUUCACUGGAAAUGUGUGUAUAUAUUUGUGGAGUGAUCAGAGCAGAGAAUUCUAGAAUAAAGAUGCUGGUUUUAUUUAGAGGUGUGUGCAGCGUUCAUUUAUCCCUCCGCCUCAAACGAGGUUUAAUUUGUGUUCAAAUAGGACUCCUAAAUGGCACAGACUAAAGGAAUAGGUACAACCAUCUAAACUCAGCAAGACUUUGGUGUCGAUUCAUUUCCUGAAAAAUGUAACCUACAAAAGAGACUUCCUUGAAAAGUUAAAACAAUAGAGUCUGCCAGCGAUUUCCUACAAAGGCAGGGAGCGUGUUGCACAAGGGCAGGGGGGCAGUUCUGAUGGCGGUGCUGUGGAGGGUGGGGCUUAUUUUGUUUCACUUUGAAUGCAUGCAGCAGGUGGAGGAAAUUAAUCACAAAAGCCUCGGUGGAACAGAGGGUGAGAUUACAUUCUCAACCGGGAAGUUGUUUUUGCCAGAAUUUACUGUGCAGCCGCUGCUGCAUUAACAACCCAUUGUGCACAAGGCAGUGAAAGGCUCUGUGUGAACCAAACAAGGAAAAAAUGAGCUUUAAAAAUGCUGCAACUACAAUAGAGAGUCACAUAUGAAAACAUACUGUAAUAAAAUGUGAUUAUUUCACAAGAUUUGAAUCAAAAUAGUCUCAAAACUGCACUGAAGAAUUUAUGUUUUACUUCUAUUCUUCUGGAUUAAAGACAAAAAUAUUCAUGCAAUUAUAGAGGUUGUUGUACCCAAAUUCACAGAUGUCUCUGAACUU